AUGACCGACAGUGUCAUUAAACCGUUUCUGUGCGAGAAGCAGAAGAGGAGUAAGCUACUGCUUUUGGGAGGAGUCCAGCUACAGUCAGUAGUAUACUCUCUACCUGGUGCGCUGGUGGAGCCCAGCGACGGAAAUAAAGAAGACAUCUAUAAAAUCCUCAUCGACCAUUUAAAUAAACACUUCUCACCGAAGCAGAACUCAACGUUUGAAAGACAUCUAUUCAGAGGCCUGACACCGUUGGACACAGAAAGCUUUGGUGAUUUCAUGCUGCGACUCCGCCAACAAAUGCAACAAUGUGCAUUCGGAUCCUUAAAAGCGGAGAUUGAGAAUAUAUGUCUAAAGGAUAAAAUCAUAGAUGUGUGGGCACCUCUAGACCUCAAGAAAAGACUUCUGGGAAAGGAGUAUUCACUAGAGGAAGUGAUCGAAGCAUGUCAGGUUGAGGAGCAGAUCAACAAAGAAUCAAAAGAAAUGACAUCAAGACCAAUUGCGGAACCCAUCCAGGAGGCCACCAGCUCCAAACUCAAAAAGGGCGAGGAACAUUGCUUUAAAGUGUCAAGCGAAGAUGAAGAGGAGUUCAUACGAUGCCGAGUGGGAGGCCGUGAAAUUUCUUUGAUUAUUGACUCGGUGUGCAAGUUUAACCUUAUCAGCCACGCGGACUGGUCUCUGCUAGUGAAGAGAAAAGCCACAGUCUUUAACGCCACAAUUUCCGUUGAGCCGGGUACCGAAGAGAUUGCCUCAUUUUACGUGAUUGAAAAUGGAGAACAAUCUCUGCUGGGCCGAGACACGGCUAUAAAAUUAAAAGUCCUCCGACUGGGAAGAAACAUUAACCGUAUUGAGGAAAUGGAGCCUUUUCCAAAAUGGAAAAACAUUGAAGUAAGCCUUUCCAUAGAUUAUGAUGUGAAACCCGUUCAACAACCAGUGAGACGAAUCCCGGCCGCGCUCGAGGACAAAGUUAUGGAAAGACUGGAUGAAGCCCUGAGUCGAGAUAUAAUUGAACCAGUCACGGGCCCGAGUGCUUGGAUAUCUCCCAUCGUGCUUGCGUUUAAGGAGAACGGGGACAUCCGCUUAUACCUCAAGGACGCCUAUCACCAACUGGCCCUUGAUGAAUCGAGCCGGGAAAUAACAACGUUCAUAACUCCAAGGGGACUUUUCCGCUAUAAGCGUUUGAUGUUUGGAGUAAAUUCUGCUCCCGAAAUUUUUCAACGCCUUCUCGAGCAGAUGCUAUCUGCGGUACCUAACGCCAUGAACUUCAUCGAUGAUGUCAUCAUCUUUGGCGCAACUGACCUCGAAAUCGACAGCGCCGUAAAAGAAAGACCCAAAGAACAAAGAAGAAACGCGGAGCUUCCUCGGUUGGUGACCUACGUCGGAAAGUUCAUUCCGGACCUUGCAAGUCAUACAGAUCCUCUAAGAAAACUGCUGAAAACUGAAAGCAAAUUCACCUGGGCGAAGCGAGAAAAAUGCUUCAGCAACCUAAAGAAUCUCCUAUCCAAGUACCAAAUUAUCAUAUUUCAAUCCAAGGCAUCGAACACGGUCGACAACGAACCUUUAAUAAUUACCUUUGCUAGCAAGGCCCUGUCGGAGGUGGAGAAACGCUACUCCCAAUUUUACUACUAUCUGGCAGGCCUGCACUUCGAACUCGUAACUGAUCACAAGCCCUUGGAAGCCAUUUUCAAACCAACAUCCAAGCCCCCAGCUCGCAUUGAAAGGUGGCUGCUGCGGCUCCAGGCAUAUACGUUUACCGUUACCUAUAAAUCCGGAAGAGACAACAUAUCAGAUGCGUUGUCUCGACUCUGUCAACUACCGGCGGUAGAACCAAUCGACCACAAGACGGAAUACAGCAUCCUUCGCGUCGCACAGAGCUCUAUCCCAAGAUCUAUGACAAUUCAUGAAAUAGCAGAGUCUUCCAAGAGGGAUGAAGAGAUUAUGGAUGCAAUCAGUUGCCUGGAGAACGACUCCUGGAAGCCCCAUAGUUCAGUGGGCUUCUACCCGUUUCGGUAUGAGCUUUCAGCGGUUGGCUCGCUCCUUUUGAGGGGAAACCGCCUAGUCGUGCCAACAUCUCUGAGAGUAAAAAUACUGGAGUUAGCCCACGAAGGACAUCCCGGCGAGACAGCAAUGAAACGCCGCCUGCGAUCCAAA
Messenger RNA from Drosophila yakuba, 2136 nucleotides. RefSeq lists its product as uncharacterized. The annotation marks the transcript as partial. The transcript is spliced from 7 exons. NCBI's taxonomy places the organism in Eukaryota, Metazoa, Arthropoda, Insecta, Diptera, Drosophilidae. The record is from RefSeq and is a predicted model, not a curated record.